Hypoxylon trugodes is the source of this 978-nucleotide messenger RNA. RefSeq lists its product as uncharacterized. The record is from RefSeq and is a predicted model, not a curated record. The transcript is spliced from 4 exons. Lineage: Eukaryota; Fungi; Ascomycota; Sordariomycetes; Xylariales; Hypoxylaceae. Bases 1 to 978 code for a protein of 325 amino acids.
AUGGCGACACCUCCACUAGAGCAGUUAUCACCUGAGUACCUCUCUGAAAAUAACGGUAGCUCCAGGCUCAUGAACACAAGCAUCGCCUUUAUUGUCUUAUCAACAGUCAUCUACGCCGCCUUCGUCGUUUCUCGAGUUUCCCUCGUAGCAAGGAAUGGAUGGGAGACAUGGACGCUCUAUCCACUUUCUUACCUUUUGGCAUUGGCACUUUGCGUGAUUGGGAUAUUGAUCGUUACGAUUGGCGGGGGUGGCCGGCAUACCGCUGUUUUUCUUGCUAGCGAUCCGUCGAAUAUUCGUCGAGAAAAGGACUCGGAUCAUAACAUGGGUUGUUCUGGCCGUGGUGGUAUUAUCCUUGUCUUCACCAUUUGCAAACCGUUCGCUUUCAAGUGGGAUAAGACUAUCCAUGGAGAAUGCGCCGAUUGGAUGGCCAGUUACCGCUAUGUCAGUAUCCCCAACAUAAUUACUGACAUAGCUAUCAUUCUGCUGCCUGUGCGGAUGCUGUAUCAGCUGAAUCUGGGUAGAACGGAGAAGCUUGGCGUCUUUGUGGCGACCAUGGCAGGUGGAUUAGGAAUAAUCACUUCUGUGAUUCGAUUCGUCGGGUUCUACUUAGCCGACCUACCUUCAGACGUAACGUGGUACACCGUGAACACAUCGAUAUAUACCAUUAUCGAAGUCGCGGCCUAUUUUGUUUGCUCCUGUCUCCCUGGCAUUCGUCCCCUCGUCCGCCUGUUAUACAAAAAGUUAGAUCUUUCCAUCCUAACUUCGCGCGUGACUAAAAGCAGUAACUGGCAAUCACCGGAGGCGGAUAUGCCCUUGGGAAAUCCGAGGGCUACUUAUAAGGCUUCGGUAACUUCGUCUAGGCAAUUGCGCUCCGGCGGAAACGAAGGUUUCAUUCUUCUAGAGGAGACCAUUCAGGUUGGGACCAGCUCCACAGGGUCGGAUCCUCACGCUCGGCGACAGUGCCCCAGUGAGCUUUGA